Helianthus annuus (common sunflower) is the source of this 2663-nucleotide messenger RNA. Its product is annotated as exocyst complex component SEC6. Lineage: Eukaryota; Viridiplantae; Streptophyta; Magnoliopsida; Asterales; Asteraceae. Bases 175 to 2496 code for a protein of 773 amino acids. The transcript has 25 exons. Gene Ontology annotation, biological process: exocyst localization; exocytosis. Gene Ontology annotation, cellular component: exocyst. Gene Ontology annotation, molecular function: SNARE binding. The record is from RefSeq and is a predicted model, not a curated record.
UUUGUUUCAAUAAAAAAAAUGAUUGAAAAUACAAGAAUAGGAAGUUUUGCGUGAUCAACUCCUCCCAAAUUUAUCGAUCCCUAGAAUUUAUCGGGUACCAAAUGAAAUUGUAACCUCAUAUACCGGGUACCCUAGAAUUUAGUAAAUUCACACAGCAAGAAAACAAAAGAAAAGAUGACGGUCGAAGAUAUAGGAAUGAAAGCUGAGGAGUCUGCAGUUGCCGAGGUUGCCAAGCUCUUGUCGCUUCCUCACCUUUUGCUAUCCACUUCUUCAAUCAAGGCGGAUUAUAUUGCUCGCCAACAGGCGAAUGAUGCACAACUUAGCACCAUGGUUGCGGAACAGGUUGAACAGGCACAAGCUGUACUAAAAGCACUUGCUUCAUCUGAUAAUAUUGUAAAUCAGCUCUGUGAGAACAUUGCUUGUAUUGAGAGGUUAUGUCAAGAAUGCAAAACGUUUAUUGAUAAUCAUGACCAGAUCACGCUUCUUCUUAGCAAUGCACGAAAUAACUUAAGCACCACAUUGAAGGAUGUAGAGGGGUUGAUGUCAAUUUCCGUGGAAGCUGCUGCUGCAGCACAUGAUUCUUUAAGUGAUGAUAAAGAGCUCAUCAACACAUAUGAGAGGUUAACAUCUCUUGAUGGAAAGCGGAGGUUUGCAUUAGCGGCUGCAGCAGGAUCCCAUAAAGAGGAGGUUCAUAGACUAAGGGAAUAUUUUGAAGAGGUGGAUCGGACCUGGGAGACGUUUGAGCAGACGUUAUGGUCACAUAUUUCCAACUUUUUCGAACUUGCUAAAGAAAGCCCACAAACACUUGUACGUGCUUUAAGUAUUUUCUAUCACACUUGUAGGAUUGUUGAAAUGCAAGAGAUUCUUGAUGAACAAGUUGCUGAGGCGGAAGUUGGUGGUGCAACGGCAUCAGUAGCAAUGGCUGGCAAGUACGUGUAUCGAAAAGGCUACAAAGACAAAUGCUAUGAGCAUAUAACAAAAGCUGUUGAAAAAACAUUUAGCAAACUCUUAUCAGAACAUGUGUUUGAAAACCUUCAAGGUGCAAUAGAGGAGGCCAAAAAGAUCGGGGAAGAGCUCGGAGACAUAUACGAUUUUGUGGCUCCUUGUUUUCCUCCAAGGUAUGAAAUAUUCCAGCUCAUGGUGAAUCUGUACACAGAGAGGUUUGUUCAGUGGCUAAGACUACUAAGUGGGCGUGCUAACGAUAUUACAAAUAUGGAAAUCUUAAAGGUAACUUGGUUGGUGGUUGAGUACGAAGAUAGCCUGAUUGCACUUGGAGUUGAUGAGUCAUUAGCACAAGUUUGUUCGGAAAGUGGUGCAAUGGAUCCUCUAAUGGAUACAUAUGUUGAGAGAAUGCAAGCAACAACAAUGUUUAGUCCAAAGAGAUGGUGUUUGAAUAUACUUGAAGCUGAUAAAGUACAACCACCGAAAACGACAGACAAAGGGAAGCUUUAUACUCCAGCUGCUGUUGACUUGUUUAGAAUCCUUGAAGAACAAGUGCAGAUUGUUAAAGAAAAUAGCACAGAAGUCAUGUUAUACAGAAUUGCUUUAUCCGUCAUUCGGGUAAUGAUUGAUUUUCAAGCAACUGAAAGAAAGAGACUGGAAGAACUCGCUUCCGAAUUCGAUUUGGAGCUAAUAUGUGCCAUGAUAAACAAUAAUCUACGAUGUUAUGAUCUUGCUAUGGAGUUUGCUUCUAGCACUAUUGGUGCUCUUACGCAGCAGGUGAAUUUUGAAGAUGCUUGUAAAGGCUUUCUGGAGGUUGUAAAGGAAGGUGUACAUCAAACUGUCAUUGUCAUAUUUGAGGAUACAUGCGUGCAGCGAUUACUGGUCAAACUUUAUCAUAAGGAAUGGAGCGAAGGGCGAGUUACUGAAUCCCUAGUGAAAACAUUUUUUGAUUAUUUUUCGGAUGUGAAUAUGUAUAUCGAAGAACGAGCACUUAGGCGAUUUUUCGAUUCUUUUCUGGAACAAACGGCCAUUGUUUAUGUUGACCGUCUUCUGUCUCAGAAAAAAUGCAUCAAGGUUGAGACAAUUGAACGGAUGAGACGUGAUGAAGAGGUUCUUAUGAAUUUCUUCACGCAGUACUUAAGUGUUAGUAAAGUUGAAAACAGACUUAGGAUUCUAAUUGAUUUGAGAGAGCUGGCAUCGGCUGAGAGCCUCGAUACUUUUACUCUUGUUUACACACGUAUCCUUGAACAUCAACCUGAUUGUCCGCCCGAUGUUGUUGAAAAACUUGUUGGACUGCGUGAAGGGAUACCACGUAAAGAUGCAAAGGAGGUAUGUAUGGUUAGCGAAUCUAGAGGAGGUUUAUGCAUUAAAGUUGCACAUUGGGCUACUUUUGACGUAAAUCUACCAUUCUCGUCGCAAAACCAGGUUGUACAAGAAUGCAAAGAAAUAUAUGAGAAUUCUCUCAUUGAUGGAAAUCCCCCGAGGGCGGGUUUUGUCUUCUCCAAGUUGAAGUCACUGACCACAUCAAAUAUAUGGCGGCGAAAGCUGCAUUAGUUCGGUUAACUCCGCGAUUAUUGGAAAUCCAGUUAGUAUUCAUGCUUAUAUUUUGCUUAAAUCUCCUUUCCUUCUUAUUGUUAUUAACACCGGUAUGUUAUUUUCUUAUCUUGUUUAUACUCUAAAUUUGUUUUUUUUUUUCCUUCUAAAUAUUCUGUUUUAGUUCA